Messenger RNA from Culicoides brevitarsis, 703 nucleotides. RefSeq lists its product as uncharacterized. The coding region runs from base 1 to 474 and encodes 157 amino acids. Gene Ontology annotation, molecular function: odorant binding. The transcript has 2 exons. The record is from RefSeq and is a predicted model, not a curated record. Lineage: Eukaryota; Metazoa; Arthropoda; Insecta; Diptera; Ceratopogonidae.
AUGGUUCUCAAAGUCGUAACGGGAGUUUUUCUGCUGCAUUGGGGCCUGAGUUUAGCGAUAACGCCCAUCGGCAAAAUGUCUCAAAUAACGGCGGAAGAUUUCUGUGCCGCGCAAUAUUUCGACGAAGUGCAUAAUUUAAGAGGUGCCCCGUGUCGUCUCGGAUGGUAUUACGUGAUGGAAAAUGCCGCGGAAAGUACUUUGCUCCAAUGCUACAUUUAUUGCGUUGGUUAUAAUUUGGGACUUUUGAAUGGCGAUGGCACCAAUGGCUUUGUCUAUGACGCCCACUUUCCGUUCAUCCGAAAUAGCUCGUGUGCCACGCGCUCUCAGUAUUUCUGCGGAAAGGCAUACGAAGUGAUCAAGUGUUUGUUUGAGGAAAACGACAAUGUUGGCGGAUCGUUUGCCGCACUGCUGAGGAAAUAUAAUCACUUGUCGAAACACGUUGAAGGACGAUUGAAGCCCGAAGAUGUAAAGUAACGCGAUGUAUAAAAAAGGGAAAAAUAAACAAAUUAACUCACCUAACGAACAGUUGUUCUUGAUUGUUGACGCGCCAUGAGACGACUGUGGCACCUGUAAAGUAAAAAAAAAUAUGAAAUUUAUUUUUUUUAAAGAAAAAUUAGAAAAAAAAAAUCGGAGUUUCCAUUUGGAUUCAAUUUAAAAAGUAAAAAAGUUGCUUUAAAAAAAUUAUUUUUUGAGAUUUUGUGAC